This is a messenger RNA of Scylla paramamosain (green mud crab), 1386 nucleotides long. Its product is annotated as lysosomal aspartic protease-like. The record is from RefSeq and is a predicted model, not a curated record. Gene Ontology annotation, molecular function: aspartic-type endopeptidase activity. Lineage: Eukaryota; Metazoa; Arthropoda; Malacostraca; Decapoda; Portunidae. Gene Ontology annotation, biological process: proteolysis.
UCACUGCCCCUCGCGAUGAAGGCCUCCGUUGUCUGUCUGCUGCUCGUGCUGGGUGUCGCCGCUGAGGCCCUGCACAGAGUUCCCCUGCGAAAGAUUCAUCCGCGGAAACAUACUCUUGAGGAUCUGCGCCGCACUCACGCCUUCGUCAGCCAACGCUAUUCAGCACGGUUUGAUCAUGUGGACCUCGACAACUAUAUGGAUGCUCAGUAUUAUGGUCCCAUCUACAUCGGAACACCUGGCCAGUACUUCAAGGUGAUCUUUGACACGGGUUCUUCCAAUCUAUGGAUCCCAUCAGAACAAUGCUCCAUUCUCAACCUGGCCUGUCAACUCCACAACCGUUAUGACUCCUCGUUGUCAUCCACCUACACACCCAAUGGAACUGACUUCGAUAUCCAAUACGGCUCCGGGGCCAUGCACGGCUUUCUCUCCAGCGACCAUGUGUCUCUUGGCGGCUUGGUGGCUGAGAAGCAGACCUUUGCCGAGGCCACAGAGGAGCCUGGCCUGGCCUUCGUCGCUGGCAAAUUCGACGGUAUCCUUGGCAUGGCCUUCUCUAAGAUCUCUGUGAUGGGCAUCCCCACUGUGUUCGACACCUUGGUUGCUCAGGGACAGGUGGAUCAGCCUGUCUUCUCCUUCUAUCUCAAUCACGAUCAGGAAGGCAGCUUAGGCGGGGAGUUGGUGCUGGGCGGUUCUGACUCCAACCAUUACGAGGGAGAGUUCCACUACGUGCCUGUAUCUCGUAUUGGCUACUGGCAAGCUACAGCAGAAGCCAUCAAGAUCGGAGGCGUAGCUAAACCUUUCUGCAACCCUUGCGAGACCAUUGUUGACACGGGAACUUCGCUGAUCGCGGGACCGGCUGCCGACGUUAAGGACAUCAUGCAGGACUACGGCGCCUUCCCACUGAUCGCCGGGGAAUACGUCAUCCCAUGCGGCAAGGUGGCGGACAUGCCUGUCACUUCCUUCACGCUCAACGGGAAAGACUUCGACAUGACAGGACCCGAGUUGGUCAUUGAGAGCACAGACCAGACGGGCACCACGGUGUGUAUCGUGGGCAUCCUCGGCUUGCAGAUGGGUUCUAUUGAAGCAUGGAUUCUGGGAGAUCCCUUCAUCGCUCGCUACUACACCGAGUUCGACGUUGGCCAAACUCGCAUGGGAUUUGCCUUGUCUAAGUAGAGAAAUUGUUGCCUUGUAUAUUUACUAUUCUCUUAGAGCAAGAAUUUUGAAUGUGUGGUGUGUGGGAAGUCUCAGUCUUACCUAUAGAUUGGACUGUAUGGACAAAAUCUCUGGAAGGCUACAGUGGGAUACACCAUCAUAGGUGUAGUCCCACAGCGCCAUAUUCUGUAACCAUUCAGCGUGACAAUAAAGCUUGAUCCAAAGCACAUGAAAAUA